This is a messenger RNA of Gavia stellata (red-throated loon), 1622 nucleotides long. RefSeq names its product farnesyltransferase, CAAX box, alpha (gene FNTA). The transcript has 9 exons. The coding region runs from base 16 to 1104 and encodes 362 amino acids. NCBI's taxonomy places the organism in Eukaryota, Metazoa, Chordata, Aves, Gaviiformes, Gaviidae. Gene Ontology annotation, cellular component: cytoplasm; CAAX-protein geranylgeranyltransferase complex; protein farnesyltransferase complex. The record is from RefSeq and is a predicted model, not a curated record. Gene Ontology annotation, molecular function: protein farnesyltransferase activity; CAAX-protein geranylgeranyltransferase activity. Gene Ontology annotation, biological process: protein geranylgeranylation; protein farnesylation.
AGCAGCGGCGGGACGAUGGCGGCAGAGGAGACGGCGGCGGCGGAGCUGCAGCCGGACCGGGAGGGCGACGGCGAGCUGGAGGGCGGUUUCGGGCAGCUGCUGGAAGAGGAGGAGGAGGCGGAGGAGGAGGGGGAGGACCGCUGCUACGUGCUGUACAGGGACAGGAAGGAAUGGGCAGAUAUUGAACCUGUCCCUCAAAAUGAUGGGCCAAAUCCUGUUGUUCAGAUCAUCUACAGUGAAAAAUUUCGAGAUGUCUACGAUUACUUCCGGGCUGUUCUGCAGCGGGAUGAGAGAAGCGAAAGAGCUUUCAAGCUAACAGCAGAUGCCAUUGAGUUAAAUGCUGCAAACUACACAGUAUGGCAUUUCCGGAGAGUCCUCCUGCAGUCUUUGGGAAAGGAUCUCCAUGAGGAACUGAAGUAUAUUACAGCUAUCAUUGAAGAUCAGCCAAAGAACUACCAAGUGUGGCAUCACAGACGGGUGUUGGUGGAGUGGCUGCAGGAUCCAUCCCAAGAGCUUGAGUUCAUAGCUGACAUUCUUAACCAAGAUGCCAAAAAUUACCACGCAUGGCAACACAGACAGUGGGUUAUUCAGGAGUUCAAAUUAUGGGACAAUGAACUGGAAUACGUAGACCAGCUUUUGCGGGAAGAUGUGAGAAACAACUCUGUUUGGAACCAACGACACUUUGUAAUUUUCAACACUACCGGCUAUGAUGAUCCAGCAGUCCUAGACAGAGAAGUCCAGUACACUCUUGAGAUGAUCACAGCAGUGCCACAUAAUGAGAGCGCUUGGAACUAUUUAAAAGGGAUUCUACAGGAUCAUGGUCUUUCUAAGUAUCCAAAUCUGUUAGAGCAACUGUUGAAUUUGCAGCCCAGCCACAGUUCACCCUAUCUGAUUGCCUUUCUUGUGGACAUAUAUGAAGAUAUGCUUGAAAACCAGUGUGAUAACAAGGAAGAAACACUAAACAAGGCAUUGGAGUUGUGUGAAAUUCUGGCUAAAGAAAAAGACACCAUCCGAAAGGAAUACUGGAGAUAUAUCGGAAGGUCCCUUAAGAACAAGCACAGCUCGGGCACUGAACAGAGCACACUGGCAGACAAGCAGCAGUAACUGAACAUGGAGGAAAACAAUGUUAAGCUCUAAAGCAGUACUAAGUAGGGUCAUCAAGUAGUUUAAAAUCCAGUGUAGUAUUCCCCUGUUGAAGAGGUAUUGCAAUGGAAGAAGAGUGCAGAGUGCUGUAUAGUCUCAGGUCACUGCUGCUAUUGGUGAUAGCUCUAGGUGCAGUCAAGAAAUGUAUUAAUGUCUAAUUAUGAAAUGUACCAAAUAAAGGGUUUAUUUCCUAAUAAUAAAUACAUACAGACAUACCUACUAUUUAUAAAGCACUAAAUCAACUUCUCAUGCCUCAGCUUAUCCACUUGUGGUUCCUAACAGAGUCACAUAAAAUACUGCAGUAAUGACUGCAGGUAACUUAGCUGUAGUAGAUAGAAAGUAACCUACUUGUGGUUAGUGCAAGCCCGUGCUGCAGUUGUCUUAUGUGGGAGCAGCUACACAACACUGACACCACGUGCUAUUGUAUGCAGCUAACACCAAGUGUCAUUUUGUAAUAAAAUCAGAUCACUUAAAGCAUU